UUAAUUUUGCAUAGUAGGUUAUAUUAAAGUGAGUGAGUGUUAUAUUAAUUUAGUUGCUAGCUAUUGUACAACUCUUGGUACAAAUUAGUCAGAUUUUAAAAAAAUUUUCAACAAUUGCCAUUGUGUAACAAAAAAUAAGCAAAAUGGGUCUGUUAUAUGGCAUUGGUGUUAGGAUAAUGAAUUUUAUGGUAUUUUUCCUGAUCGUCAUUUUGCUUCCGGGUCUGCCACCGCGAACCACUUUCCCUUACAAAGAAUUUCAUGUUGCACCUGCUAAAGAUUUAAAAGGCGCCUUGGAGCCUAAUCUGCUCUUAGAUGGUGGUGAACGGCUUUUAGAAGGGCGUGUCUAUGGACCGGAGUGUCUUAUAGCACGUAAAAACGAAAUUUAUACUGGCAUCCAUGGUGGUGAGGUGAUCAAAUUGACGGCAGACCAUGUAACACACGUUGUAAAAAUUGGGCAACCAUGCGAAGAAAUAUUUGAAGAAUCACGUUGUGGUCGACCUUUGGGACUUGCCUUUGAUACAAAAGGUAAUAAUUUGAUUGUGUCAGACGCAUACUAUGGUAUAUGGGAGGUGAAUCUUAAUACCAACCAAAAGAAAUUGCUGGUGUCGCCUCAGCAAGAGUUACCCGGAAAAGACAUUAAUCGUAAAGCUAAAAUUUUCAACACUGUUGCUGUGGAUCAGAAGGGUGAUAUAUAUUGGACAGAUUCAACUUCAGAUUUCUUACUGCUCGAUUUAGUAUUCAGUUCGCUUGCAAAUCCCUCUGGCCGUCUCUUUAAAUACAAUCGUGCCAACAACGUGAGUACUGUACUACUGGAUGAGUUAUUCUUUGCUAACGGUUUGGCUCUAAGUCCGGAUGAAGAUUUCAUUGUUGUCGCCGAAACUGGAGCGAUGCGUUUGAUGAAGUACUAUUUGAAAGGCGCUAAAGCUGGCCAGAGUGAAGUUUUCGUGGAAGGUUUGCCUGGUCUGCCCGAUAAUUUGACUCCUGAUGCCGAGGGUAUUUGGGUGCCACUCAUAAUGGCUGCCGAUAGUGAACAUCCCACCGCCAUCAAUAUGUUCUCGAGAUUUCCUAGUAUACGAUUAUUCUUUUCACGUCUGCUUAACCUCUUCGAGCUACCGUUCCGUUUAAUUAACAACGCAUUCCCCAAUAAGUUGGCUCAAAAGUUUAUCCAUUUCAUUGGACAUGGUGAGAGUAUAACCUUCUUGGCAGCCAAGCGUGCAACUAUCGUGAGGGUAGAUUGGAAUGGUAAUAUUAUUGGUUCGUUACAUGGAUUCGAUAAGUCUGUCGGUGCUGUUUCUCAUGUCUUGGAAUUCAAUGAUCAUCUCUAUCUUGGUUCACCGUUCAAUCGGUUUCUGGCGCGUGUUAAGUCACCGAGAGCCGGCAAGCAGCCUGAGGUUAAAGUAAAAAAUGUCAGGUAUGAGGGCGUUGGAAUGGAAGCUUCUGUUAAGCCACAAACUACUACUAGUAAGCCAAAGCCUGCCGCUACUAAACCAAUAACUACGACUUCGCUACCAACGACAACAACAACGACCACAACUACACCGCGACCGACUACGACAACGUCACGACCAACUACGACUACACCUAAACCGACAACAACGACUACCACAACAACAACUAGGAAACCUGCAACGACUACGACACCAACAACUACGACACCUAAACCAAAAACUACUACCACACCAAAACCAGCUACAGCGGCUCCUAAGACUACAACUGCUGCACCAAAAGUGAAUCCAACAACCACAACUCCCCGACCUCCCACCACUACUUCUGCACCAAAAAGGGUGCCACCCAAGCAACCCGCACCAAUUAAGGAAGAAAUACCGAAUGACACCAAACCGCCCAAAUUUGACAAACUUAAAGUGAUCACCAAAACUGGCGAACACAUCGAACUUUAAAUCGACUAACAAUCAUUCACUUUAUAUAGCAUCAUUACCUUCCUCUGGCACCAAAGGUGUCGAUCAAGCAUAAUACAAUAACAACACCCACAUUUGCAGGCAUGUAACAUUAGCGCUUACAGGGAUUUGCAUUUAAUGUGAGAAAGGGAAGUAGCAAAAAUCUAGUAAAUAGGUUAUAUCUAACGAUUCAGCGAACUCAAAAGCAAGCGCCCAGCUACGUUAGUCGGUUCUACGCUACCGGAACGUAUCGGUUUUAUAUGCGGCCAAGGAUUGUUACUACGAAAAAUUUUCAAAAAAUUGUUUAAUUGUUUUAGGCUGUUAUAACAACAAACAUAAGUAGCAUGUAAACGAAUACAUUCCAAUUAACAUUCCAACUCAAAUAUGUAACAGCAAAUACGCAGCUGAUAUUUUACCUUUAUUUAUUUAUUCCGCGUAAAUGGAGUAGACAAAGCGCUAUCAAAUGAAAAAUUUAUAAUUAUUCAGUCAACUUCCUUGGCUAAAGAAGUAGUUAUAAGAUCAAAACCAAGUCGGAUCUCUGUAAAAAAAUGUAUUUCUGAAUUAUUGUUCGAACAAAAAUCUGUAAUUGUCUGCAAAAAUGAACUCGUUUCGCUAGUACUAUGUUUGCUUAGUACUUAUUCGCAUUGAUUAUACUAAUUAAGUAUAUUGAGUAUGCAUAUUUGCACAAAAUUAUAAUAGUGAAUUUUAUAAAAUGGAUUACGAAGUCCUUUGCUCCAUUAUGGUCACGGUAAAUAUUCUAUCUAAACUGUCUAAUAAGUUUACGCACUUAUGCUGACUGGCGAUCUAAUGAAAUAAACUUCUUGUACUGAUUUUGAAAUUGAUCAUUUAUUUAGUAAGUGUUUGUCUUAAACUUUUUCUUUUCAUUUUUUACAAUUAUAAUAUAUUUCUUUAAAGUUAAAUAAAGCAUAAAGCGUUUUUCGAUAAACUACCUAA
Anastrepha obliqua is the source of this 2849-nucleotide messenger RNA. RefSeq names its product adipocyte plasma membrane-associated protein Hemomucin (gene Hmu). The transcript is spliced from 4 exons. Lineage: Eukaryota; Metazoa; Arthropoda; Insecta; Diptera; Tephritidae. Bases 144 to 1898 code for a protein of 584 amino acids. The record is from RefSeq and is a predicted model, not a curated record. Gene Ontology annotation, molecular function: strictosidine synthase activity. Gene Ontology annotation, biological process: biosynthetic process.